Molecule: messenger RNA, 3641 nt
Organism: Betta splendens (Siamese fighting fish)
Lineage: Eukaryota; Metazoa; Chordata; Actinopteri; Anabantiformes; Osphronemidae
Product: SITS-binding protein
Exons: 10
Coding region: 577-2655 (692 amino acids)
Source: RefSeq, a predicted model, not a curated record
UUUACGCACGUGGAGCCGCUCCGCUCCUGCGGGGGGCUCCGUCGCGUGCAGCCCGUCCGUGGCCUCCUCGAACCGUCGGGCAGCUCCAGCAGUCUGCCGAGCCCUCCCGAUCCCCCGCUUCCCUCUCUCCACCUUUCCUCCGAGGAACCGAGUCGGCAUUACGUCAGAAAGUGCAGGGCAAGCAACACUGCGUCUUAGGAGCUAUUCGUAGGCACUGCUGCCAAACCCGGCUUGGGGCUGCUCACGAGCUCACUGCAGCCAAUGCAAUUUAGAAAUCCAACUCUUUCAAAUCAGCAGCAGUAUGUGGUAAGUCGUUUAUUCAUUCAUACUAUUUUAUCGUCCGCGCUGGGAUCCAUUCUCACAGCUUUCUUCACACGACAGGUCUCGCCGUUGCUGGCACGGUUGCGCAAAACAGGUCCAGCAGUGCAAACGGUGCAAAGAUGAAGAGUAGGCUGAUUCCUCCCGUAGCCUCUCUGCACGCACCAUGACAUGAUGAGGCAGCAGCGGGUUCUGACGCACAGAGGUUGCUGCAGAUUUUGAUUGUGUGCGAUUCUUUGCCGGUCUCAACAAGUCAACAUGCCCCACGCUCGAAAUAGGAACCCCAGUCCCAUCCCAGAGGUAACAUGGGACACGGGACUGAAAGAGAUGAACGAGACGUGGAAGGGAGCUAUAGCCUGCCUCGGGGUGGCCGUCUUCUUUGUGAUGACCAUCGGGAUUAUAUACUGGCAAGUGGUGGACCAGCCCAACAAGAACUGGAUCCUCAGGGGGACUUUUAGCGGACUGAUCUGGGAGAGAAGAACCCAAUCGCUUGUCAUCCAGACCCUAACGGAGGACAAAACCUAUGUGGAGAUAGACGUCGGGAACGCGGGGAACCCCGACAUCGAGGUGCCGUUCGUGCGGAACCUCUGCUGGCUGAAUAAAACUGAGUUCUGCUACACGUGGGACUCGCUGGCGGAGGUGAAGAUCUCGCUGGAGGUGAACGAGGAGACGGAGACGGAGUGCUACAGCAUGACUUGGGCGCCGGUGCAUUGCCAUGUGGAGCUGAAGGACUGCUUCUCCAUGGCCAACGUGUCCUGGUACGGCGGUGCCAGCGUCCGGGGUCAGACGUGGCCCAUCAACGACCAGAACGCCACCAUGCAGCCCUUCGUGGUCAGCGACCUGAAGGACAACCCCUCCGGCUACGGCUCAGUCCUGGAACGCUACUUCCUGGGCUCGUCAGGUGUUGCCGUCCUCGUGUCCCCUGAUGUCCCGGUGCAGCUGGGGGUGGACAGCCGGCAGCAGUUCUGCCUGCAGUCGCUGCCCAGCAUGGAGCGUCUCCCUCUGCAGUACACCGUGUGCGUGGCCCACAACGUGAAGGCGGCCCACCAGGAGGCCAUGCGCCACCUCUCCCAGCACGGCAGGGAGCUGCCCAACAUGCGCAUGCUGGGGCUGCCGUUCUGGAGGCUGCUCUCGAACGUGGAUUCGGGGCAGAAAUUAGAGAGGGAGCUGAGGAUCUUCUCCAAUCGUCUGAGGAGACACCAGCUCGGGGAGGGGGUCAUCAGCCUCAAUGAACAUUCCACCACCCUGCUCUCUGAUGUGGACCAUGAAUACCUCAACAGGAAAAGGGGGAUGACCAAGAGACUGACCAGGGACCUCCCACUCGUCAAGCUUCUUAACAUUUCCAUCACCCUGUCCCCGUUCCUGGGUGUGGACACCGCCCAGUUCCACACCUCCCUGUCAGACGGCACCCAGGGCUACUGGCUCAGCCUCCCCUCAGCCCCGCGGGGACAGCUGAUCCCCGUAAUGAGUCACUGGCAAGGGAGGUUCUGUGUAAAGCUGAACAUAACCAACCCGGGCGCAGUGAGCUGGUUUCUGGACAGAGUGGGGUCCCUUCAGGCCCAUCUGGGAAUGGAGUACAUUGUGCUGGAGGGGGGCGAGGGGAAUCUGUUUGAGGAACAGGCUCUGCGGCCGCCACAAGCUCUGGGUGGAGACAAGUACAUCAGCUUACUGGCCGAUGUGGCCGCCAGUAUAGGAAACUCCACCAUCAUGACAGCAGGGACACGGUCGAGCCACAGGCCUCUGUUCGUGAGGAUGACCCGCUUGCAGUCGGACUGGGGCCCAAUGGGCCUGAAGGGCAUCAUUCCCUCCCUGCUGCACCACACUCUGCUGGGAUACAAUUUCCUCAUUCCUGAUGCAGUAGGUGGCUCCCUGUCUGGGGAGCUGGUCACAGAUGAGGAGUUGUUCAUCCGCUGGCUGGAGAUCGUGGCCUUUCUGCCCGUUAUCAACUUCCACACACCGCCCUGGGUCUGUGGAGAGGAGCGGGUGCUGAACCUCACGCAGACCUACAUAGCGAAGCACCGGAGGGAGGUGGUGCCGCUGAUAGAGCGCUUCGCGGAGGAGUGGCGGCUCACGGGAAACCCUGUGUACCGACCCACGUGGUGGCUCAGCCCCGGUGACGCCGCCACCUUCGCCAUCGACGAUCAGUUCCUCAUCGGAGACGAGGUCCUGGUGGCGCCGGUGGUGGAGAAGGGGGCGGUGCGGAGGGAUAUUUAUUUGCCGGACGGCGGCUUCCAGUGGCAGGACAGCCAGAACGCUCGGGUGUUCGAUGGGGGGACGUUUUUACAGGACUACCCCGUGGCCUUGGAGGAGGUGGCGGUGUUCUUAAGGAGAAGCUGAGUCAUGUGACAGAACCAGCGGGUCACAUGACUAACUCUUACUCUUACGAAUCAAAUUUUUUUCUUUUUUAAAUAUUCGUGCUGUUUUCAACUUGCACUUUUCCACUAAAGACCAUUAGCUCUGUCUCAAGGCUCCGUCUUGAGGUAAUAUGUUUAAAUAUUUUUUUAUACUUGCACUUUACGGUUCAAAAAUGAUUUGUAUUUUUUUUCCUUUGUGAAAUUUUUUCUUCCUUUUUUUUUUUUAAAGAAAAAAUUAAUCGGUUUUACCUCUUGCCUGAUUUGUUUCCAGACUUGUUUGAGCUACUAUCAUUUUUUGUACGCAUCCUUCAGUGUGUUUACAUACUGCAUUUCUACAGUCUUUACAUGUUUAGCCGCUGCUGGCUCUGUUGGAACAAAGCUUCGUUUGCUUAAAAAAAAAACAGAAUCUGAAUCUCUCAAGAAGACCAAAUGAAGACAAGGAACGAUGUGUGAAGCGGCUUUUUUCGAGGGGACAGCUCAGAGAAAGCUUUGCGGCGGAGACACCAAACCACUGCACCGUGUGUUUUUGCUCACUGGUCGGCUUCUACUUGAACUUAUCAGGCUAAAGGGCUGAUAUGAACGUACCUCAAGUUAUGGGUUUCACUGCUUUGCGGAGUCAUUGCACACAAACAACUUCUUACCCCUUGUAGCACUUACCCCUAGAAUAAUUAGUUGACACUUCACUCUUCACUACGUGGAGUAGUUUAGUACUGUAGGGCAGAUAGACUUCAGGUUGUUCUAACUGUGGCUAUAUUUGAAUUUAGAUUCGUUUUUACCUUUGUAUUAACCUACUGUAGUGAGGUCUGAGCUUUUAUACUCUAACUCGUUUUAUUGUUGUGUUCAUGUGCCAAAUGUUGUGUUGAAGAAAAACCUUGCUAACACCACAGCAUUAAAACAUAGACCUUGUGGGAAAGAUGCUUUCAUAUAUAUAUAUAUAUAUAUAUAUAUAUAUAUAUAUAUAUAUAUAUA